Molecule: messenger RNA, 2637 nt
Organism: Phytomonas sp. EM1
Lineage: Eukaryota; Euglenozoa; Kinetoplastea; Trypanosomatida; Trypanosomatidae
Source: the annotation of a GenBank genome assembly
AUGGCGCAAGCGACAGGGCCCUUGGCGGUACGCUUUUCGGUGAGCUCCGAGCGAGUGAAGAUGGUGGACAUACACACUCGCGAUCCAAUAUUUAUUGCUGCACACUACAACGGUGUACUGAAUCUAUGGAACUACGAGACAGAAACGCAGGUGCGCUCCUUUGACACCACCACUGGGAUGCCUGUCCGCUGCGUUCGCUUCAUCCCGAGGCUCCAGUCAUUUAUUUGCGGUUGCGAUGACAUGAACGUGCGUGUUUAUAACUACAACACCAUGGAACGCACGAAGAUCUUCCAGGCACACGUUGAUUACAUUCGCUCGAUCGCUGUGCAUGACCAGCUCCCGAUUGUACUGACUUGCUCAGAUGAUGAGACGAUUUGCCAAUGGGACUGGAGUAAAGAUUGGGCGCUGCAAGUGACCUACAGGGGCCAUCAGAAUUACUGCAUGGCGAUUGCUUUGAAUCCGAACGAUCCUUCCACUUUUGCCUCGGCCUCGCUUGACGGGUUGGUGAUGGUGUGGGGUAUCAACAUUUCUCAGCCCAAGUACUUUUUGGAGGGUCACACGGCGGGCGUCAACUGUGUGGAGUACUACCCACGUGGUGACAAACCGUACUUGCUGAGUGGCUCUGAUGAUUAUGAGGUGCGGCUGUGGGACUACCAGACGAAGGCAUGUUUGCACGUCUUUGCUUUUCACAGUGGGACCGUCACCUCGGUUUUAUUCCACCCGGAUGUCCCCCUCAUUUUUUCUGUUGCUGAGGACACGUCAAUGAAGGUGAUAUCUAGUGAGACCUUUCGUCUGCUUCACAGCCUAGACCAUAGUGCAAUGAAUCGUGGGUGGACGAUGGCCACAAGACACCUCUCUAAUGUGCUUGUUGUGGGAUAUGAUAGCGGGUUUACCGUUUUCAAAGUGGGGGAGGCGAAGCCGAUCUUCUCCAUGGACUCAAAUGGGCGAGCCUUAAUCACGCAAGGCAAUGAAAUACACCGUUUGGACAUCAAGGGAGUCCCUGAGGGUACUCCUGACGGUGAGGUGCUCAGUUUGGUGCGCAAGGAUGUCGGUACGGUGGAGACGCCUGGGCGCCUCCUCCAGCACAGCGCUGGAGGACAAAGUGUCGUUCUCGUAGGGGAUGGUGAGUAUACCAUUUUGUCCACGUUGGCGUUGCGCCCUAAAUCGUAUGGCACCUGCACUUCCUUUGCUUGGGGUCCGGAGGGUAGUUCCUAUGCCGUGCUGGAAACAUCCAUGACGCUGAAAAUCUACAAAAACUUCAAGAUACGUGCAACACUGUCCUUGCCUGAGCCCGCGCACCACCUUUUCGCUGGCCCACUGCUGGGAGUGGCGACGUCCUCCAAUAUCGUGUUCUAUGACUGGGUGUCGCUGUCGAUCAUCAGGGUCAUCGACACACAGCCCACGAUGGUUCAGUGGAGCGGCAGUGGCGAACACGUCUCGCUUGUGACAGCAGACUCGGUAUUUUUACUCAGGUAUAACAGCAACGAUGUGGCUGAGUGUGUCAGGCGUAACCAAUUAAAGGAGGAUGGUCUGGAGUCCUCCUUCGAUCUCGUCGAGGAGAUAGAGGAAAGUGUGCGUGACCUGCUGUGGAUUGGGGAUUGUAUGGUCUUUAUUACUCAGACCAACCGCCUAAACUACUAUAUUGGCGGAGAUAUCAACACUAUUGCGGUGGUAUCACGGAACCAAUACCUUCUGGGGUACGUUUCGAAGGAGGGUCGAGUAUUUUGUAUAGACAAAGAGAAUAAUGUGACUAGUUAUGUACUCAAAGUGAGCACUCUCGAGUGCAUGGCAGCGAUCGUACGUGAGGAUUACAGUGCCGCUGAGGAGCUCCUCAAAUCGAUUGAGGAUGCCCACAAGCCCAAGAUAGCGCACUUUUUGGAGUCGCGUGGGCUGCAUGAAAUGGCCUUGCGGACGACUACGGAUGAUUCCCAUCGCUUUGAAUUGGCUGUGCGGCUGAAGGACCUUGAGCUCGCUCGGCAGCUGGCGGAGCGCAUACCUGAGCCGGCACGCUGGAAGCAGGUCGGUGAUAUUGCACUUGAUGAGGGCUACUUUGAUAUUGCUACUGAUGCGUAUUGGAAAUGUGGGGACUACUGUGGCUUGCUGCUUAUCUUUACCUCUGUCAACGACUUUGACUCGGUCUCCCUGUUAGGGGAAAAGUGUCUGGCGAGCAAAAAGCUCAAUCUUGCCUUCACCUGCUUCCACCUGGUGCAGCGCUACGCUGACGCGUUUGAUUUGCUGUGUCAGGCGGAGCGCUUCGCCGAGGCCGCGUUCUACGCAAGGACCUACUGCCCCGAUAAGAUCGAGGGGGCGGUGACCCAGUGGAAGCUGUCUCUGUCUGCACUGCCGCACGUGCGCGAGUCAAUAGCCAAUCCAGUUUCGUAUCCUAACCUAUUUCCUGACAUUCAGCCGCGUGGCGGCAGCAACGCGUGUGAUGCCGUGGAGGGCAACGAGGGUCUUCCUGAACACGGUAGUUUAGGGGAGGACAUACUGGAAGCAGCAGCAGUACCACCACCACUACCAGACUCCGCGACUCACGGCGAGGCAGACGAUUUAGGUGAAGUGGAGCCUGAUCCGACGCCAGUCAAAGAGGCUUCGCCGGAUAUCGAUCUGGGUGGAGAAGACGAAUGGGGAAAUUAG